Messenger RNA from Seriola dumerili (greater amberjack), 3937 nucleotides. It is a transcript of the gene dcaf5, whose product is annotated as DDB1 and CUL4 associated factor 5. The coding region runs from base 19 to 2403 and encodes 794 amino acids. Gene Ontology annotation, molecular function: protein binding. NCBI's taxonomy places the organism in Eukaryota, Metazoa, Chordata, Actinopteri, Carangiformes, Carangidae. The transcript is spliced from 9 exons. The record is from RefSeq and is a predicted model, not a curated record. Gene Ontology annotation, biological process: negative regulation of fatty acid biosynthetic process. Gene Ontology annotation, cellular component: cytoplasm; Cul4-RING E3 ubiquitin ligase complex.
GAGCUGAAGGGCUGCGGUAUGCGGUCCUCGGUGGGCUUUCUGUCCCGCAGAGAGCUGACCGGGCAGCCGCUCAUGAAGGAGGAAUUCCAGAGACGCAGGCUGGCCGGCUGCACCAGCCUCUACAAGAAGGAUAUGCUCGGACAUUUCGGCUGUGUCAACGCCAUUGAGUUCUCCAACAACGGCGGGGAAUGGCUGGUGUCUGGAGGAGAUGAUCGCCGGGUGCUGCUGUGGCACAUGGAGAAAGCCAUUCAUGCUCGGUCCAAGCCUGUGAAACUGAAGGGGGAACACCUGUCCAACAUCUUCUGCCUGGCCUUCGACAGCACCAACAAAAAGGUCUUCUCUGGCGGAAAUGAUGAACAGGUGAUUCUUCAUGAUGUGGAGAGGAGGGAAACUCUGAACGUGUUCCUGCACAUCGACGCCGUGUACAGCUUGUCUGUCAGCCCCGUGAAUGACAAUGUGUUUGCCAGCUCAUCUGACGACGGACGGGUUCUUAUCUGGGACACUCGCGAGCCGCCACACGGAGAGCCGUUCUGCCUGGCCAGCUACCCCUCGGCCUUCCACAGUGUGAUGUUCAACCCUGUGGAGCCCAGGCUGCUCGCCACCGCCAACUCCAAGGAGGGAGUUGGAUUAUGGGACAUCCGCAAGCCCCGCAGCUCGCUGCUGCGUUAUGGAGGCAGCAUGUCCCUGCAGAGCGCCAUGAGCGUUCGCUUCAACAGCACCGGAACGCAGCUGCUGGCGCUGCGCCGCCGCCUGCCGCCCGUCCUCUACGAGCUGCACUCCCGCCUGCCCAGCUUCCAGUUCGACAACCAGGGCUACUUCAACUCCUGCACCAUGAAAAGCUGCUGCUUCGCCGGGGACAAAGAUCAGUACAUCUUGUCUGGGUCGGACGACUUCAACCUCUACAUGUGGAAAAUCCCAAAGGAUCCAGAAGCAGGAGGCCCUGGUCGUGUGGUGAACGGGGCUUUCAUGGUCCUGAAGGGUCACCGCUCCAUAGUGAACCAGGUCCGCUUCAACCCUCACACCUACAUGAUCUGCUCCUCCGGCGUGGAGAAAGUCAUCAAGGUGUGGAGUCCCUACCAGCAGCCUGACAGUCUGGGUGACCUGGAGGGCCGCGUGGAGGACAAAUCACGCAGCCUCUACACCCAUGAGGAGUACAUCAGCCUGGUGCUGAACAGCGGCAGCGGUCUGUCCCAUGACUACGUCAGCCAGUCCAUCCAGGAGGACCCGCGCAUGAUGGCGUUCUUUGAUUCGUUGGUGCGUCGAGAGAUCGAGGGCUGGAGCUCGGACUCUGACAGCGACCUGAGCGAGGAGGCCAUCAUGCAGCUCCACGCGCGCGGACGCCGCACUACGCGGGCCACAAUAACGGUUCCAACCACGACCACGACCACGACCACGACCGCCGGUCACCACAGCGACUCUGACAACUCGUCCUCCUCCUCUCUGGCUGGACCUGACGCCUCAGGAGGGGAGGAGCAAGCCAGGGCGGAGGGGGAGGAGCGGCCCAGGCGACGUAGCAGGCAUCAGCGGCAUCAGUCUGGCUUUCUGGUGAACGAAGACUCUGACUCGAGCGAGUUUUGGCUCGACCCCAUGCCCCGCCCUCGCUCCCCGAGCCCCAGGGACAACUCCACGCUGUCCAGCCCCGCCUCCUCCCCUUCACUUCCUGCUGGAGCCUCCAGCUCUUCCACCUCCACUUCCAGCUCCAGCAGCGAUGACGAGGAGCGGCGCAGCGCGGUGAGGCGGCGCAAUGUCAUGAGGCGACGACGCAUGCAUGUGGUCUCCAGAGCCGGGGAUCGACCCGAGUCUGUGCAGGCUUUAUUUUCAGCUAUUGACUCCUGCAGUUACCCGUCAAUCUCAAUCGAUGACCUGUCUUCCUCCUCGUCAGGCGAGGAACAGAACUCUCUCCAAAUCAAGCCCCAAACUGGCGGCGCCGGAGAAGAGGAAAAAUGUCUGAGCCCUUCUGACUUUGUGUGUUCGAGCCCAGUAAUGUCCCCCGAGAGCCAAGAGAACGAGGAAGGGAGUGACAGGACUGAGCUGGAAAGACGUCCAGCUGCGUCUCUUCAGUCGCUGGACAGACACAGGACUGAAGGGAGGGCUGCCACAGAGCCGGCUCUAGACAGCUCCGACAGCGGAGAGGCGUGCAGCAGCUCAGCAGCUGCAGACAGUAACUCCCAGAGCCGACGACGUAGCCCCGGAGUGAACGGGCAGCACCGGACUGUGGCGUCAUACGUGAGCGAGAACCUCUAUGUCUCCUCAGACUCAGAGGGAGAGACUGGCGUCACACCUGGAGACACCCGGCCACGGAGAGAAAGAGGCCCAGCACAGAGCGCUCUGAAACGGACUCAUGUGGGAUCAGAGGAGGGAGAAUCAGGGUCCUCACCCUCAGAAAAGAAGUUAAAAACAUAAUAACACAUCUCUUCAUCUGAGGACGACAUCAUUUGUUAACAGACUUCAUUUAGAAAGUGGGUUUUCUAUGGGUUUUUGCAACUCAGCUUUUUCAUUUUGCGUCUUGUUGUCGUGUGACACAUGAGCUUGCACUGCUUAAGAGCAGAAGAGGUUAAGCAGCUAAAAAAGAAAGUGUGGUUAAUUUUUGUUGCAGAACAAAUGAUUUCGACCUUGUCAUCGUUCUUCAGGUCAAACCACAGAUGACAUUAAAAGAUGGGAAAUAUAAAACAUAAGGUAAAUAUUGUUGAUAACAAUGGUAUUUUAAGUGAAAUGCAACAGCUACUCAUUUACUUUCAUGCAGAAUCAGUGUUUCUUUCUCAGUCACGCUCUGGUUGUUGCAGAAAGCUCCACCCAGGAUUUGGAGCGCCUCCAACCACAACAACAAAAAAAAGAAAAAAAAAAAAAAAAGGUCUUAUGGAGGACAAAGGCUUUGCAGCGUUUUAAUUUCUACGGUUUCACACUGAGUGUUAAUCUGAUAGGGCUUAUUCUCAUUUUUUACGAGAUUCUCCGCCGAGACUCCUUCAGGGUGCCUGAAGAAUUGACUGUGUCUCCAUAGAAAUCCUGAGGAGUACCAUUUGUUUAAGCUGUGCAUUGAAAUGAUGCUUUCAGUGUCUCCACCGAUUGUUUUUUUUUUUUUUUUUUGUCUCAUUAUCCAGCCCUUGGGUACCAUUACAAGUCAGCUCGCUUAUGUUUUCUUGCAAUUAAAGAAUAAUUUGUUCUCCAGUGACAACGCCACAACGUCUUCCUGAGCUUUUGCUCAUUCAGAGUUUGGUUUGUUUGGAGAAAAGUUUUUACAUAUUCUAUCAUAAGUCCAUCUGAAACGAUGAAACGUUUUAUUGCAGAUUUUGAGUCCUCCGGGUACCAAGUACUAAACCAAGUUGCCGUGGCAACAGUCAACUCUCCUGUGAAAUAAACGUGAAGCCUGUUCAUCUGGCCGUGACCCUGAGCAACCAGUUUCCACCAGAGGAGAAUAUGUUAUUGACUGAACCAAAUGGCCGUCUGUGCUUUCAGUAGGAGAACAGUCUCAGCUGUUGUCAUCAGUCUGACUCUGAAUUAAACAUUAACGUCACUCAGAAUCACAACAUUUGAUCAAAAUGUCAGAGAGAGUUUCAUUACAAAUAGUUCAUGUCCUUCAUUUAAAAAAACUACACGGAUACCAUAAGGAAAAUACAGAACCGAAGUCUCUUGAAAAAUGUGUUGAAAGCAGGUGACAAAGCAAGCAAGGUCCAUUUAGUAGCUUUUCUCCAGCUUUCAGUCAUAUCCUCUGAUCUUUUUGCUCAGAUAUAAUGGAAUUAUAUGUAGAUGUUCACGUCUCUUCCAAACUGGUUAAAUAUUGGCAUUGAAAGUUCAUUCUUCACAGAACUACACUUUGACAAAACAACAUCAUCAUGAGAAAAAUGUGAGUUUUAGAAUCUACAGUGACUUAACAACUGGACAAAACCCCGUCUGCGGAGGAAGACCGUGUGAUAUGACCUUGUUUUGUCGACUACUGUUU